CGGGGAACCUGCUCAGAGGAUGAGAGACAAGCAGACCGUGAACAGACAGAGAGCUUUCUGGACCGGUCCGUCCUCCUUCGCCUGUUUUAGUGUUCUGUGGUGUCCAGGUGUUUUAUAGUAAUAAGCAUGGCGACCUCGUCCAGCGCACAGUUGAGUAAACUGGUCAAGCGCCAGUAUAUGGAGCUUCCACAAGGAGAAAAGGUGCAGGCCAUGUACAUCUGGAUAGAUGGGACUGGAGAGGCACUGAGAUGCAAGACCAGAACGCUGGACUCUGAGCCUAAAAGCGUUGAAGAUCUCCCUGAGUGGAAUUUUGAUGGUUCCAGCACCUACCAGUCUGAAGGCUCCAACAGCGACAUGUAUCUGGUUCCUUGUGCCAUGUUCAGGGACCCUUUCCGCAAAGACCCCAACAAGCUAGUCCUGUGUGAGGUGCUGAAGUAUAACCGCAAGCCUACUGAAACCAACCAUCGUAUCACCUGCAAGAAGAUCAUGCAGAUGGUGGAGGAGCAAAGCCCUUGGUUUGGAAUGGAGCAGGAGUACACCAUCUUGGGCACAGAUGGACACCCCUUUGGAUGGCCCUCCAAUGGCUUUCCUGGACCACAAGGACCCUACUACUGUGGAGUUGGGGCAGAUAAGGCCUAUGGCAGAGAUAUUGUUGAAGCCCACUAUAGAGCCUGCCUGUACGCUGGGGUGAAGAUUUGUGGCACGAAUGCUGAAGUCAUGCCUGCUCAGUGGGAGUUCCAGGUGGGCCCUUGUGAAGGCAUUGAAAUGGGAGAUCACCUGUGGGCAGCUCGCUUCAUUCUGCACAGAGUCUGCGAAGACUUCGGUGUGGUGGCCUCGUUUGACCCCAAGCCCAUCCCUGGCAACUGGAACGGCGCCGGCUGCCACACUAACUUUAGCACUAAGGAGAUGCGGGAAGAAGGCGGACUGAAAUACAUUGAGGAGUCCAUUGAGCGGCUUGGAAAGAGGCACAAUUAUCACAUCCGGGCCUAUGACCCUAAAGGUGGGCUGGACAACGCUCGCCGUCUCACCGGCCACCACGAGACCUCCAACAUCCACGAGUUUUCCGCCGGCGUGGCUAACCGUGGUGCUAGCAUCCGCAUCCCUCGCUCUGUGGGCCAAGAGAAAAAGGGGUACUUCGAGGAUCGCCGUCCAUCCGCCAACUGCGACCCAUACGCUGUCACUCAGGCGCUAAUACGCACGUGUCUGCUUAACGAAGAAGGAGACGAACCUGUGGACUAUUAGAUCUCUCACUCUCUCACGAUCUUUCACAUUCUCUGUUCUGGACUGAACCCCCACCUUUCCACCCCUUUCCUUUCCCUUUUUAAACUGGCUGUGAGGCCAGAUUAGUACUGUAUGUUUUCUCUCAUCAGAAUGGCUCUAACUGCAUUUUAAAUAGUUUUUAAGAAGUUGGCUGGUCAACUUAACAUUUUAGGAUAAAACUUGAUGUUAACUGGGGACGUGAUGUUGCAGGGCAUAUCUGACCCUUCUUCUGUCUCUUCUUUCUGUUGUGCUCUGUGGAGUGGAUGGUUUAACAUUUUGGCGUUAACCCCUGUUUCGACAUAAACGCCCUUGUUAAUGUUUUUAAAAAUGGACUAAAAUGACAAAUGGACACUAUGAACACUAGAGCUGCUAUGACUCGGCAACACAUGUAAUUUUCCUUAACUUGUAGCCACUUUUCUCUACUCAUGUAUGUUUGCUUAAUGUUCCAGCUAUGUAAUGUUUCAUUGUUACUAACUAAAUAGAAGCUGUUUUUUUUUCGAAUUAUGUUGUCUGUUCUGAACUUUGCUGGUUCUUUAUUGUACGGUACAUGCUCUACAGUGAGGGUCCAAAAAUUGUCCUGCUUACUACACGUUGGUCUAUUGUAUACCACUUGUUUUUAAAAAAAGACUCAUCAAGGAUUUUGAUCCAUUGUCUACUGUUAUGGCAUCUGUUUUGGUAAAAUCCUGAAGUUGCUGAACCUGGUGUUUUUUAUUGAGACAUUUUAAACAUUAUUUUUACCACAAA
Molecule: messenger RNA, 2004 nt
Organism: Colossoma macropomum (tambaqui)
Lineage: Eukaryota; Metazoa; Chordata; Actinopteri; Characiformes; Serrasalmidae
Gene: glula
Product: glutamate-ammonia ligase (glutamine synthase) a
Exons: 7
Coding region: 127-1242 (371 amino acids)
Cellular component (GO): cytoplasm
Molecular function (GO): glutamine synthetase activity
Source: RefSeq, a predicted model, not a curated record